Poecile atricapillus (Black-capped chickadee) is the source of this 968-nucleotide messenger RNA. Its product is annotated as nucleoporin NUP35-like. The record is from RefSeq and is a predicted model, not a curated record. Gene Ontology annotation, cellular component: nuclear membrane; nuclear pore nuclear basket; nuclear pore central transport channel. Gene Ontology annotation, biological process: nuclear pore organization; regulation of DNA-templated transcription; NLS-bearing protein import into nucleus. NCBI's taxonomy places the organism in Eukaryota, Metazoa, Chordata, Aves, Passeriformes, Paridae. The transcript has 5 exons. Bases 6 to 584 code for a protein of 192 amino acids. Gene Ontology annotation, molecular function: structural constituent of nuclear pore; phospholipid binding; single-stranded DNA binding.
CAAGCAUGUUCAGUCCUGCAAGUAUUGGGCAGCCUAAGAAGACCACACUGUCUCCUGCUCAGCUAGAUCCUUUUUAUACCCAAGGUGAUUCCCUUACUUCAGAAGAUCAACUUGAUGACACAUGGGUAACUGUAUUUGGAUUUCCUCAAGCAUCAGCUUCCUAUAUUCUACUACAGUUUGCUCAGUAUGGAAACAUAUUAAAGCAUGUGAUGUCCAACACAGGAAACUGGAUGCAUAUUCGAUAUCAGUCUAAGCUUCAAGCCCGGAAAGCCUUAAGCAAAGACGGAAGAAUUUUUGGUGAAUCUAUCAUGAUUGGUGUCAAGCCCUGUAUAGAUAAAAGUGUGAUGGAAAACUUUGAAAGAAGCUCUACAUCCCCGAUGUCUUCGAUUUUCACUCCACCUACAAAAUCUGCUGGCACACCAAUACAACCUGCAAAUAAUACUGCAAGGAUUUCUACAAUGAGACCUCUUGCAACAGCAUAUAAGGCUUCCACUAGUGACUAUCAGGUGGUUUCUGACAGACAAACUCCUAGGAAAGAUGAAAGUAUUGUAUCUAAAGCAAUGGAAUAUGUUUUUGGCUGGUAAUACACAAGAGGGAGUAACACACUAAGCUGGUCAGGCUUUGAACUAUACUGCUGGCACUUGUAGUUAGUUGUAUAACUACUGGUGGCAGUAUUUUAUCUUACAGAGCACCUGUUAUGCCUUCAGUUUAUUCAGAAGACAUGUAGCUUGCACUUUAAAUGAUGGCAGUGUACACAUGGUUUUACAAACUGAGGAAGUGUAAAUAAAAGUGCUUUUUCCCCAUUUGUGCUCUGAUGGCAUGAUUGUGAAAAAAUGUCAGCACUGACUUUUCCUCUGUAAUUGCUUUCUGUGAAUUACUUCACAGUAAGCUGGAAAUGCUUAAAUUGGCAGCUAAAUUUACUGAUGCCUUUAAUUUUUUUCCCCCUCUGGAAAGGUGAUUGGUGACUU